CUUGGUUCAGCUCUGGAUUUCGAAGACGCUUUCAGUGCGUUCAACCACGGGUCGCUAACCGAAGGGUCGGGCAGAGAUUUGCAGAUGUCAGAACCUCACGCUGCGCACGAGAUUCGAAUCGCGGAUCUCCGACGGGUGGUACUUCUUUUGGGAUGACGAACGAUUCCGACGCGACGUAGAUCCGGACGGCUGGAGUUUUCAUAUUUGAGAUUUGCCAUGGCUCGAAAAGGGAGCAGAAAGGUCCGAACUGGAUGUUUUACCUGCAAGAUUCGCAAGGUCAAAUGCGACGAAACAAGACCGACCUGCACCAGAUGCACGAGUACAGGUCGCAAGUGUGAUGGCUACCCCACAGCCAUUCCCACACAGGAUCUGCCGUUGGUCGCUACUCGCGGUCUGAAUGCCACCGGCUAUCAAGCACACGAGGCGAGAGGCUUGGAAUUCUUUUACCACGUGGCCGGACCGGGACUUGCUGGCCUAUUCGAUGACGAUUUCUGGACAAGACUGAUCUUGCAGAUCAGCCAUCGCGAACCUGCAGUCCGACACGUUCUGAUGGCAAUCAGUUCGCUGUACAGUCACGACGCACCAGACGCCUCACCUGUCAGUCAUUACAACGCGGCGAUUCAGCAUAUCGUGAAAACUACAGACGGGGCACUGGCCAUCUCCAUGGCCGUGCUGUUCACCUGCGUAGAAUUCAUGCAAGGCAACGCCUCUGCGGCCCUAAAUCAUUGCAGACACGCGAUUCUAAUCUUCAACAACUUUAAAAAUCUUACUCCCGCUAUGCGUCGAACCUUGCUGCCUAUUUUGGUCAGACUGAACGCGAUUCUGUUCUUCUUUGCUGCGGACGCUACCGCGGUACCUAUGCUUGGCUCGCUGGACUCGUUGCUGGUGGAAUCCUUUUCCAACGCUACUGAGGCGCAUGCAGCACUUCAAGCGCUGUUGGUCCAGACGAUUCGCUUGGUUCGGUCAUCAGACGAGUACAGGCUGGGGGCCAAGCGGCAAGAACGCAUACAUCUGCGAUUUUUUGCUGAGCAGCACCGAAUCCAAUUGGCUUUAGCUUCAUGGAGGCAAAAUUUAGCAGGCCUCCAUGCGAAUCUUAGGCCGUCGAUCCGCAACACUCGCCAGCACGUUCUUCUCGAGAUGGGCUCACUUGUCAAAGGAAUAUGGCUCGACUCCGCUCUGUAUCGCAGAGAAAUCGGGUACGACGAACAUAACCAUCGGUUUGGUCAAAUUGUCGCGCUUGCGUCGCGACUUCAGGCGGAAGACCAGCUUUUUGCGCCAACAGCGGGACGGAAGAAGUUCAGUUUCGAUAUGUGCUUUUUGCCACUUCUAUAUUUCACCGCUGUCAAAUGCCGCGUACUCGAGUUGCGUAUCGCCGCUCUUGCGUACAUGAAGAUGCUAUCGGAAGAGCAAGAGGGCUUGUGGAAGACGGCCACCUUGGCUCCUGUGGCCCAAAGGCUGAUCGAGAUCGAACAUGGCGUUGACGUGAACGAUCGAAGGACCUGGAAUUCUGACAUACCGCCAGAGGAGAGUCGGGUCAGAGAAUGCAUGCUCGAUCCCACGGUCGAAGUUCGGGAUGAGAGCGACUUUGUCAAUUCUCGAGCGAACAGACUAACCUGCAUCAUGUGGAGGGAGCCGGACGAGUUAUAUGCUCGCGACGAAUGGCUGUUUCUGCCCUGCGAACGCCGCAGGGACCACGAGUUAGCAAAUGCCUACUCAGAGGCUGUUUCUAGCUUCCAUGGCUUCCUGAAGCAGAUGAUUGGUCCCCUCGGACUCUGGUCGCAAGUCAUAUGAGGAGAUCCAUAAAUCCAGCGUGUGUCUUGUCCAUGACAUGUCGACGUCCUCCUGAAUCUGCUGUUCAUGUUUUCCUCUUUUUGGUCGAACAUAUUAUCUUUAUUUUGAGUUGGAAUGCUUACUUCAGCCAUUUCCGAGUCAACUCUGACCGCCCACCGCAAGAAAGAUCCACCCAUGCGACCCGGACUCUAGGAACUGACGUGUCUUCCUGUUUAGCAAUAUGUAAAAGCGCUAAGUUGUCGCAACCAGCUGCCCUGCACUUGUAGGUGGAUGGCCCAAGGUAGAUCAGUUUCGUGCACGGUAACAAGUAGUCAGUGCAAGGAUCUGCCGUAGCGAAGGGUAAAUUACAAGAGGGCGACCGUGCUAUUAGUCCAGUGCUGGGAAUCUUCCAAGUAGCUCCGUUGAACGCCACUUUCGCACACGAGCAAAGGCGAGCCGCAAACCAUUCCUAUUUCUUCUCUGCCACUGCCGCAUUUAUCCCCGCCUUUGGGAUAGAUUACUUUGUACCACCGUACAAGAUUUCGAAAGCUUGAUACCUUGUGGCUGGCUUCCGAUAGCGCCAAGGGUUUGAUGGGUGAUCGAAACUGAGGUAGCACUGUCUCAGCAGCUAGGGUAGCGGAAAGAAGGAGGCGGUGCUAUUCAAAAUUGACGCCUUAAGCAUGCGAAGCGCCCCGAUACACGUCACAGCGAACACACGGCCGAUACUUGGCUGUGGAAAGGAGGCAAAGGUGCAACACCGAUAUAGAUAUACUGCUAUACCAAGGAGCUCAAGUAAUCGCGGGUCAACAGGCGAAAGGCAGAUCUGGGCUCCCUACUCUGCCUUGUAAGCUCCUUGAGGAAAGUUUCUCUUUUGCAGCUGAAACGUUGAAGAGAAAUUGGUCGCAUCGUUUCUUAACUCAAAUUAUCCCGACUGCGAAGACGCGGACACCGAGAA
Molecule: messenger RNA, 2725 nt
Organism: Verruconis gallopava
Lineage: Eukaryota; Fungi; Ascomycota; Dothideomycetes; Venturiales; Sympoventuriaceae
Exons: 3
Coding region: 217-1791 (524 amino acids)
Biological process (GO): regulation of DNA-templated transcription
Molecular function (GO): zinc ion binding; DNA-binding transcription factor activity, RNA polymerase II-specific
Source: RefSeq, a predicted model, not a curated record